Hibiscus syriacus is the source of this 1164-nucleotide messenger RNA. RefSeq names its product eyes absent homolog. Gene Ontology annotation, biological process: positive regulation of DNA repair; cell differentiation; multicellular organism development. Lineage: Eukaryota; Viridiplantae; Streptophyta; Magnoliopsida; Malvales; Malvaceae. The coding region runs from base 65 to 973 and encodes 302 amino acids. Gene Ontology annotation, cellular component: nucleus. Gene Ontology annotation, molecular function: protein tyrosine phosphatase activity. The transcript has 6 exons. The record is from RefSeq and is a predicted model, not a curated record.
UAGCUGCUCUCAGCUCGCUCGCUCUGCUCCGUCUUUGCCAUUGAACUCAUUGACCCAGAAAGGUAUGAAUAAUCAGAUAACAAAGGUAUACAUCUGGGACAUGGAUGAAACCCUCAUAUUGCUCAAGUCUUUGUUGAAUGGUUCAUAUGCCGAGGCUUUCGCCGGUUUAAAAGAUGCUCAGAAAGGUGUUGAAAUUGGAAAGAUGUGGGAGAAACAUAUCCUUCAAAUUUCUGAUGAUUUCUUCUUCUAUGAGCAAAUUGAAAACUGCAAUAAGCCUUUCCUUGAUAUCCUGAGCAAAUAUGAUGACGGACAGGAUCUCUCCGAUUAUGAUUUUAAUCAAGAUGGUUUCAGUCCUCCACAUGAUGAUCUCAACAAAAGGAGACUGGCGUACAGGCAUCGAGUCAUAGCCAACAAGUAUAAAAAUGGUUUACACAAUAUUUUGGACCAAGAAAUGAUGGAUGACUGGGAUGUAUUGUACAAAAUGACUGACGAGUAUACAGAUGGGUGGCUUUCGUCAGCACGGUCACUCUUGGAGCAGUGUUUAGCUGGGAAUGAAGAUCCUACCGUUUGUAAUACCGUUGCUGGUGGGGCUGUGAGUUCUAAUGCUACGGGGUCCCAGCACAUAAAUGUUUUGGUGACUUAUGGGUCUUUGAUUCCCAGCGUUGUUAAGUGUUUACUCUUUCGACUUGACAAUUUGAUAUCGUAUGACAAUGUUUACAGUUCAUGGGAUGUAGGGAAACUACAAUGUUUCCAGUGGAUCAAGGAACGUUUCAACAGUCGAAAUACCCAGUUUUGUGCAAUAGGAGAUGGAUGGGAAGAGUGUGAAGCUGCGCAAGCCAUGAAGUGGCCUUUUAUCAAGGUAGACCUGCGGCCCAAUAGUUCUCACAGGUUCCCAGGCCUCACACUUAGAACAGUAGGUUUCUAUUUCUCUAUUGUGUAUGGAAACCCUGAUUCAGAAAACGAGGAUGACUGAACCAUAGUUUUGUCAUCAUAUAAAUUCCUUUUGGACCUUAGAAAUGGGUACUUAUUUGUACAUAAAACCAGAGUUUUACAUGGUGGAACCUGCAUCUCUGAACAAUAAAAUAUUGUUUGUACUUUGUACAAGACGAGCCUUGACCACUUCUUAGGCCAUGUAUUUGAUUGUAUAAUCAUUUAUUGUAGAUA